AUGGCGGCGGGAGCGGAGCAGCGCGGCGCCGGCCUGGAGGCCGCGGUGCGGGGCGGGCUGCGCGUCCUCCGGGAGCGCUGGAUGCGGGGCGCCCGCCAGGGCGGCGGCACCGCGCCCGCCCCGCUCCCGGCGCCCCCCGGCCCUGCGGACGGAGGGAGCGCCCUGCAGACGCUGCCGAUCGACGUGCAGCUGAACAUCAUGUCCUUCCUCUCCCCCCAAGACUUGUGCCGCUUAGGAAGCACGAGUUGUUACUGGAGGGCAGCUGUGCAGGAUCCGUUGUUGUGGAGGUAUUUUCUCCUGCGGGAUCUCCCCUCUUGGACAUCUAUUGAUUGGAAAUCACUUCCAGAUGAGGAAAUUUUUCAUAAAGCCUUUUCAGAGGUCCGCGACAAUGCACUGUAUGAUUACAUGGCAGUAUAUAAAAGGAGCUGUCCUCAGGGUAGAAGAAGUUUGAAAUGGAGCCGUCCCCGGUAUGGGGCUGUGACUUCCUUUUUGCAAUCACUGGUCACUCAGGCAGAACCUCGCUUUGCUAUGUUUGGGCCAGGUUUGGAAGAGCUCGACAACUCUUUAGUACAAAAGAUGAUGACCUGCCCAGAAAUUCUGCUGGUAGCUGGCCUACCUCAUAGACAAAUUCAUGGAAUUGGAUCAGGAGUCAGUUUUCAGUUUAACAACAAUCAAAAGUUCAAUAUUGUGACACUGUAUUCCACCACGAGUGUGGAAAGGAGGCGAGCAAGGGAGGAGCAAGCUGUUGCUGUGAAUAAGAUGUUUUACCAAGAGAGCAGCACAGUAGGGAAUCAGCAAACCAUGCACUACAGUGUAAUUGCUCAAGUGAGGAAGGUGUGCGAAGUAGUUGAUGGAUUCAUUUAUGUUGCUAAUGCAGAAGCUCAUAGAGAGCAUGAUCGUCAGGAGGAGCUGGCUCGUAUUUUGGCAAUGAUUGAUCCAGCCCUUGGGCCUCCGAACAGACCCCUGCUGGUUUUGUCCUGUGUUUCUCACGCUGGUGUGGAAAGAAUUCCAUGUGUUUACGUGGCGCAUCAGUUGCAACUAAAUCUGCUGCAUCAGCCGUGGAUGAUGCAGGACACUGUAGCUGCAACUUUAGAUGGAUUGCUAAAUGGAAUUGAGUGGCUCUUGGAAGAAGCAAAUUGUAAAAGUACUCAGUAAUAGAAUUAGGCAUUUGUGCAUUGUAUAAACCCUUUGGUGUUUUCCAUUUCAGCUAAAGUAUGAAUCUUGUCCUUCCUGCCACAAGUGAAAACUAAAAGGCAAACCUGCAUAUAUUUCACUGCACAUACUUAAGUCCCUAAGUCAUUUUUCCAACUAGUGUCCUGAAUUAGAAAUACAAGCAGGAUUGUCUGGAUUCCAGCUGCGAUGAAGAAGUGAUUUGGAAGGACAAUAUGAGUGUUUUGUUUUGUUGUUUUUCUCUCCUUUCAACCAGAGGCUUUAGAGUACAAUCUUUUCCAAUAUAUCUGAUGGUCUAAUACCUUCUGUAAAUACAUACUUAACACUACAUUAAUCAGCACAGCCCUCUAACACGUUUAGUAAAUAUAUUCGGUGGGGAUCUUUACAGUGACACUUCCUGACCAAAGAAAGCAUACUGUAGGUUGUACAGUAGGAGGUUGACAGAAAGACAGUAACUCCUGAUUUCAGAAGAGUUCCCCUGUAUUUUUCUAGAAAAAAUCCCUAGACGAAAAAUAGCGGGGGGAUUUUCAACCCAAACUAAAUUUCUUAGAAGCAAACACUGCUGCAUAUGAAUUGUUGUUUCGUUGUUGUGAUCAUACUUACUAACCAACCACAGCAGACUUCAGCAUCUUUUGCUUUCUGUUGCCCUGAAAUCAUUAGCUUGAACUGCAUAUGCCUCUGAUGCAUGAACAAAUGUUAAAUAGGAUAAUUCAGGACUUUAUUGUACACAUAGACCAUCAAGUUUUCCAAAUAGUUGUGACCAUUUGCAGAUGUGAAUAAUACCUGUCUUGAAAUUUUCUACACAGUUGCAAAUAGUUUAUGAAAAGCAAAGCAACAUUUUAAAGCUGGAAUUGUGUUUUCCAUAUUGAUGUCUUUGGGGAUAAUCAUAGUCUUCCACCUUUUCAUGUUUUUAUUAUUGGGUGAAUGUUCAGAAACUUCACUUGGAUUUCUUGCCUGGGCAUUUAUUUGCUUUAUUCUGUGGUGGGGUUUUUUUGGUG
Molecule: messenger RNA, 2168 nt
Organism: Hirundo rustica (Barn swallow)
Lineage: Eukaryota; Metazoa; Chordata; Aves; Passeriformes; Hirundinidae
Gene: FBXO4
Product: F-box protein 4
Exons: 7
Coding region: 1-1155 (384 amino acids)
Biological process (GO): protein polyubiquitination; SCF-dependent proteasomal ubiquitin-dependent protein catabolic process
Cellular component (GO): SCF ubiquitin ligase complex
Molecular function (GO): protein binding
Source: RefSeq, a predicted model, not a curated record